CCAAAAGGAUUAGGCAAAAAUGGAUCAGCACAGUGCGGACAACUGCAGAUGCCACAAGCAAUCGCAACCGGCACAGCAGACGCUUAGCGACAUGGACUUUGAUCGGGGCAUUUGGAAUGCAGCCAUCUAUAAUGAAGUGGAUCGUGUAAGAGACUUCAUCAAGAAGGGUCAAGCAAUGGCACGAGAUGACUGCGACUAUACGGCUCUGCAUUAUGCAGCACGCAGUGGCAACGCACAAAUCUGCAAGCUCCUCAUUGACGAGGGCAACGUUGAUGUGAAUGCGGCUACCAAGGCGGGUGCCACAGCCCUUCAUCGGGCAGCCAUGAUGGGUCAUCUGGAUAUAGUUAAGCUCUUGACUGAACACAAGGCUAAUCUUCUGCUGCAGGACGAGUGCGGCCAGAGCGCCCUGCAUCGUGCAGCAUUGCGUGGGCACCUGGACGUCUGUCGCUACCUACUGGAGCAGGAGUCGACCCUGAAACAGCUCAAGGACAAGAAGGAUAAAUUUGCAUUUGAGUACAUCAUGGAGAAUGCAAAUGAUGAUUUUAAGCUUCUGCUAAAACCCUAGGGGGCGUCAUUGCGUUUCCAUGAGCAUGAGCACUAGCAUCAUUGUAUUAUGUUUUUAAUGUAAGAACAAACAACAAAAGUUAACAUUUUCUUUAAAACUCUGUUCUGUUUAUUUAGAUAUCUUUUUCCUAAAAUUGCAUCCGAUGUUUGAAUUUCUUAAACUAUAAUUUUUGUUGGCUAAUUUACAAUUGCAUAUGUAAUGCCCCUUCUUUCUGUUUUGUUCUGUCAGAGAUACAAUAGAUUGUAUUUGGGUGAAAAGUAAUCUUAACUUUGGCAUAGA
This is a messenger RNA of Drosophila miranda, 844 nucleotides long. Its product is annotated as ankyrin repeat domain-containing protein 39. The transcript is spliced from 3 exons. Bases 20 to 565 code for a protein of 181 amino acids. NCBI's taxonomy places the organism in Eukaryota, Metazoa, Arthropoda, Insecta, Diptera, Drosophilidae. The record is from RefSeq and is a predicted model, not a curated record. Gene Ontology annotation, molecular function: protein binding.